Molecule: messenger RNA, 526 nt
Organism: Ectocarpus sp. CCAP 1310/34
Lineage: Eukaryota; Phaeophyceae; Ectocarpales; Ectocarpaceae
Source: the annotation of a GenBank genome assembly
AUGAUGGACAUUCGAUACAAAAUAAAAAAUCGGCCCACAACCGGGGACACAAUGCCCAUAUCCCCGGUUUUUCGGCUCAAUUCUGCGGGGCGAAAAAUACCCAUUUUUGGGGGUAUUGCGGGUUGUGUUGCCUUGAACCAGCUCAACCGUUGAAUUUGAUGAACUAACGGCUUGUACGCAUCCUGUUCUGAGUCACAAAAAAAAAAAACAAAAACACAUAGCCCAGGGGGCAAAAGUACAGCAUUCCCGGGUUUGUCCACAACUUGUCCGCCAGCCAUUCCCGCCUCCCCCUCGACGUGCUGUUUGACAACCACGUUACCUGAAGCACCCUCGUGACCCGUACUGAACACUCAACAGUUCGAAAUCAGUUCCACACAAAAAUUUCAAGCCAUUCAGAGCUAACUUUAGCCCGAUACCAUGUGGUUCUCUGCACAACAAUACAACCCCCACCUCCCCGAAGAAACCUAGACAUCCACUACAGGUGUCGGCGUGCGGGUUCGUCCCGAUCGCGAUACGGACGCCGGCG